Molecule: messenger RNA, 1434 nt
Organism: Pediculus humanus corporis (human body louse)
Lineage: Eukaryota; Metazoa; Arthropoda; Insecta; Psocodea; Pediculidae
Product: eukaryotic translation initiation factor 3 subunit 6-interacting protein, putative
Exons: 9
Coding region: 1-1434 (477 amino acids)
Biological process (GO): translational initiation
Cellular component (GO): cytoplasm; eukaryotic translation initiation factor 3 complex
Molecular function (GO): protein binding; translation initiation factor activity
Source: RefSeq, a predicted model, not a curated record
AUGGUAAAAAAGUUUAUACCAUAUUUCAGGGAUGUUAUUAAUGAAGGAAAUAUUUUUGAAAUACAAAAUAUUUACGAAAAUUCUUUUCCCAAAUUAUCAUUACAAUAUUUUGAAAAUAGGCCUUGGCCAGAUGAGCAUGAAGUUGCUCCUCUCGUUGACAACGAUACUAAUUUUCUAAUUCUUUACAAGGAAUUAUAUUACCGCCAUAUUUAUGCCAGAAGUUCUUGUGACCCUACAUGCAACAGAGAUUUGGUUCUUUUUACAAUUAUUGUGACUUGUUUAAUUAUAUUUUGGGUAUGUGCAAGUGGGCCAAUCCCGUUAGAAUUACCUGAUCAAUGGCUUUGGGAACUUGUCGAUGAAUUUGUUUAUCAAUUUCAAUCAUAUGCACAAUACAGAGCAAGAUUAUCAACUAAAUCUCCAAGUGAAAUUGAAACAUUAAAUCAAAAAAAUGAAGUUUGGAAUGUGUUAUGUGUAUUAAAUGUACUUCAUUCCCUCGUCGAUAAAUCCAACAUCAAAAGGCAGCUCGAAGUUUAUGCCAGCGGAGGUGAUCCAGAUUCAGUUGCUGGAGAUUUUGGAAGGCAUUCUUUAUACAAAAUGCUCGGUUAUUUCAGUCUUGUAGGGUUAUUAAGACUUCAUUCGAUAUUAGGUGAUUACUAUCAAGCGAUAAAGGUUUUGGAAAAUAUUGAAUUACAUAAUAAAAAGAGUCAGUAUUCGCAUGUUCCGGCUUGUCAGAUAUCAACUUCUUAUUACGUUGGUUUUGCUUACUUAAUGAUGCGUCGAUAUUCGGAUGCCAUUAGGACGUUCAGUUCAAUUCUUUUGUAUAUACAACGCACUAAACAACUCUUUCAAACCAGGACUUAUCAAAAUGAUCAGAUAAAUAAGCAAGCCGAUCAAAUGUAUCAUUUGCUUGCUAUUUGUUUAGUAUUACAUCCUCAAUGCGUAGAUGAAAGCAUACAACAAGUUUUAAGAGAAAAACAAUAUAAUGAAAAAAUGUAUAAGAUGCAAUGCGGAGAUUUAACCGAAUUCGAAUCCUGUUUUGUAUUCGCUUGUCCGAAAUUUCUCUCUCCGUCUCCUCCUCCACCCGAUGCACCCAAUGAAGAUUACGUCAAAGAAGCCAUCAAUCAUCAAACUCAUGUUUUCAUGGAAGAAGUUUGUCAACAAAAAAUGUUGCCCACAAUCAGAAGUUAUUUGAAACUCUACACAACUCUACCGUUGUCAAAGCUUGCAAAUUUUAUGAGUCGUCAGGGAGAGAAUAAAUCCGAAUUGGAAAAAGAAAUUAAAACUCUGUGCAUCCACCUUCUCUGUUUCAAACAUAAAAUGAAAAAUGUCGUUUGGACAAAAGGAACAUCGGGUUUAGAUGGAAAAUUUCAAUCUGGAUCUGAGCUUGAUUUUUACAUCGAUAACGAUAUGAUUCAUAUAGCAGAUACAAAGUAG